Molecule: messenger RNA, 1107 nt
Organism: Tricharina praecox
Lineage: Eukaryota; Fungi; Ascomycota; Pezizomycetes; Pezizales; Pyronemataceae
Product: cupin-like domain-containing protein
Exons: 7
Coding region: 47-1081 (344 amino acids)
Molecular function (GO): 2-oxoglutarate-dependent dioxygenase activity
Source: RefSeq, a predicted model, not a curated record
GUAAUCAGCCUGCACAUCCCACGGCCCUCCCCCGCACACACACACCAUGUCCGCACUCACCGCCACGGCAAGCCUGAUCGAAGUGCUCUCUGCCUACCACGAGCUCAACAGCUCUGGUGUCGAAGAGCGAUCCGGCGAGCCAACACCUUUGGAGUUCUCGCGAGGCGUGCGACAGAACUUUCCCGUUGUAUUCCGUGGCGCAGUGUCGCACUGGAAGGCGGUGACAAAUUGGAGAGCGGCGUACCUACGUGACACCAUGGGCUCGGAGAGUAUUGCGGUCGCCGAGACGCCGUUGGGAAAUGCAGAUUCUGCGGUAGUCCGGGAGGAGGACGGCAAGCGGUACUUUGUCAAGCCGCACGAGAGGCAGAUGCCGUUCGGGGAAUUCCUGGACGACUUGCAGGCGAAAGUAACGUCCGAGUCCGAGUCCGCCAUGGUGAGGUACGCGCAGUCACAGGAUGAUAACCUGCUCCGCGAGUUUGCGCCGCUCGCGGCAGACGUCGGCAGAGAUAUCCCGUGGGCGUCGGAAGCGCUGGGGCAGCAGCCCGACGCCGCAAACGUCUGGAUCGGCAAUGAGCGCAGCGUGUCCGCGCUGCAUAAGGAUAAUUACGAGAACCUUUUCUGCCAGAUCUCGGGAUAUAAACGAUUCGUCUUGAUUUCUCCAUACGAGGCCAUAUGCGUCCGGGAGACAUCGUUGCAGGCGGCAACAUACGUCCCCAACCCGCAUACGCAGCGGCUGGCUAUCGUCCCCGAUGAGCCGGCUAGCGAGGUACUAUUCUGGCCAACCGUGGAUCCAGACUCACCUCCCGGCACCGCAUGGUGGAGGUACUGCCGCCCGAUGGAGGUAGAACUAGCGCCUGGUGAUGUUCUAUACCUCCCCGCGAUGUGGUACCAUAAAGUCUCGCAACGCGGCUCCGACGAGGGCCUGUGCUGCGCCGUUAAUUACUGGUACGAUAUGGAGUUCGGGGGCGCUUUCUACCCCGGUGUGAGCUUUGCGAGGCAGAUGACGCAGAUGGCACAACAGGAGGAGGAGGAGGAGGAGGAGGAGGAGGAGGCUGAGAUGUGGCGCACUCAAGCAUGGUGAGUGCGAUGGCCCGAUGGGCGUUGCGG